Molecule: messenger RNA, 2132 nt
Organism: Arachis ipaensis
Lineage: Eukaryota; Viridiplantae; Streptophyta; Magnoliopsida; Fabales; Fabaceae
Source: RefSeq, a predicted model, not a curated record
UAAUAGCUACAUGUGUCCAAAGCAAAGGACAUAGUGUUGUUAAGCCCAACAUGAGGCCCAGUCUAACAUGGACUUAGCGGAUUCAAAUCUAAAGAGCUCAUUGCUCAAAAAAGAAAUUUCUAGAAAGCUCGAGGUGUUUGGAGGCAAUGGUGGAUAUUUACGGUCUCAUCAUUGGCGUCAACCCUUUGAAGAUGAAGAAAUUGCAGCAGUCAUGGAGGCAGCGCAGGGGGUUGAAGUGGAAGCUCGAAAUAUGUUUGUUAUUGUCGUUUCUCCUUUUCCUUUUUUUCCUUGUGUCCAGCUGUUCCUCUGUGUUGUGAGUUGGGCAGGUGCCUAGCCCAUGACAACGACAAAAACAAAAAAAAACAAAAAAAUUCAGUGGCGCCUAACUGCCAUUCAAACCUUACGAGUAACUACCAUUCUUCUUCUUCUUCUGACUAAAACGGCAGAAGCAGAAGAACCACAAUGCACUCUCCCUUUCUCACUGCAACUCAUCCGCCAUGCUCAAAGGCAAGCUCAAGCUUCCACGUCCACUUCCAAGUCCCGACCAGCUUGGCAGCUUGAUUGCUGGAGGAUCAGAAUCCGAAGAGUUCGAGUUUGGCGAAGAGCUGGAACCGAUUCAUCCAGCUGCAUUACGGUUGCACAGAGAGAGUGAUGAUGCUGAUGAAGCUAUAGAUAACGAUGAUGACGGUGGUGGUGGUGGUAAUGGCAUGGACCAUAAAACCCGGCAGAGGCCGCGUAAGGACACCAUUAAUCCGGUUUCCGUGUUGAAGUCCACUUCAGAGGAAGAGAAAAGAUCUGAUUUAGAACAUGAGCUUUCUCAAAGGGAGAUUAAUUUGGAGAAGUUGCAAAGAAUUGCUAGCACUGGUAGUCCUGAUGGAGGAGGUUUGCGUGCAAUAGCGUGGAAGCUUCUCUUGGGUUACUUACCUUCAUCUCAGGACCUGUGGGAGAAGGAAUUGAAAGAGAAUAGACAAAAGUAUUCUAAUCUGAAAGAGGAACUUCUCCUGAAUCCAUCAGAACAUAUCUGGAGGGAAGGCAAAGAAUUAAGUUCCGCGAACCAGCACAAGGAAGGUGACAGUGAUGGCCUGUUAAGGCGACAUGAAAUUUCUCAGGAAGAUCACCCUUUGAGCCUGGGCAAGGCUAGUCUUUGGAGUCAGUAUUUUAAGUACACGGAGACAAUAGAACAGAUUAAUAGAGAUCUGCAGCGGACACAUCCAGAUAUACCAUUCUUUUCAGGGGAGUCAUCAUUUAGUCUUAAAAAUAGGGAAGCAAUGAAGAAUAUCCUUCUCCUGUUUGCAAAAUUAAAUCCUGUAAUUUGUUAUGUGCAAGGCAUGAACGAAGUCUUGGCACCAAUAUACUAUGUAUUUACUAUUGACACUCACAAGCAAAAUGCUGUAAGCACUUUCCCUGGUGAUGAACAGGUUAAACCACAAUACCACAAUUCUCGAUGGAUUACACUGCUACUCACACAAGAGUUCAAAUUUGAGUCUAUCCUGAGAAUAUGGGAUACACUUCUGAGUAAUCCUUUUGGUGUUCAGGAUAUGCUUCUUCGUGUCUGUUGUGCAAUGCUACUUUGCGUGAAAAGCAAUCUCUUGGGUGGGGAUUUUGUGGCUAAUUUGAAGCUUUUACAACACUAUCCUGAGGAUAUCAACUUAGAAUACCUUCUCCAGUUCAAGUUGUUCAAUUUAUUUCUAUUUGGAAUUGAUGCUUUGAAGCCUGGUGAUGAACAGGUUAAACCACAAUUCUAUGCAUUCCGAUGGAUUACACUGCUACUCACACAAGAGUUCAAAUUUGAGUCUAUCCUGAGAAUAUGGGAUACACUUCUGAGUAAUCCUUUUGGUGUUCAGGAUAUGCUUCUUCGUGUCUGUUGUGCAAUGCUACUUUGCGUGAAAAGCAAUCUCUUGGGUGGGGAUUUUGUGGCUAAUUUGAAGCUUUUACAACACUAUCCUGAGGAUAUCAACUUAGAAUACCUUCUCCAGGUAGCCCAGGACAUUAGUCCUGACACUUCUUCUUAUUGCUUAUCCCUUUGAUUGAUUUAUACAUAUCCAACUCCUUUUUGUAUAAUUGCGUUAUCAUGUUUUGUAAACUCAAUGUUAGUUGAAUACCUAAUAGAGGAAGAAAAUUUCUGUCAUAAA